Molecule: messenger RNA, 1632 nt
Organism: Trypanosoma conorhini
Lineage: Eukaryota; Euglenozoa; Kinetoplastea; Trypanosomatida; Trypanosomatidae
Product: putative poly(ADP-ribose) glycohydrolase
Exons: 1
Coding region: 1-1632 (543 amino acids)
Biological process (GO): ATP generation from poly-ADP-D-ribose; regulation of DNA repair; nucleotide-sugar metabolic process
Cellular component (GO): nucleus; cytoplasm
Molecular function (GO): poly(ADP-ribose) glycohydrolase activity
Source: RefSeq, a predicted model, not a curated record
AUGUUUCCCUUGAAGGCAGGUCGGGCAACGACCGCCGCCUCCCCACGACUGCGGCAGCGGACGCUAGACUCGUUUCUGGUGCCCAAAGGCCCCACGGCACCGGUGGCGGUUGACAGCGCGAGUCACGAGUGUUGCCGCGUCACCUUGCCCUGGUCGAAGGAGAACCGAUGCUGCGAGAAUGCGGGUCACGUUUGCAACGCCUGGGAAGUUAUUAUUUCCGUCCUGGCAGAGGACGCCUCUCAAAACACCGAUGAUCUUCAACUUUUAUUGCAAAAACUUUGUUUUUGUGACUCCUUCGGGCGCCUCUCCUCCAUGUUUCACUUUGGAAUGCUCUGUCAUGUGGUUGACCACCUCUUGACCCCCUCGGAACGUGCCGCCUUCUUCGACGUCACAUUGCCGUGGAUGAAGCGCCUCGUGCGUGAGGGCCCGGUUACCCUCCCGCAUGAUUUAGAGGCCCUCUUGCAGGGAACGAGCCGGCGCUUAAUGUUGACCCAUGAGGAGGCGGUUACCUUGUUGGUCUGUGGUUUUUUUUCCCUCUUCCCUGGCCGUUGCUUUACGUCCAACUCCAGACGUGCAUCGUCGUGUAAGCUGGCACCCUUUAAUUUUGCCGAUUUGUUUUGCACGGCGUCUCCAGCUCGCCUUGAGAGUAACUGUGCCAAAAUACGGUGUCUGCUAGAGUACUUUAUAUACUGGUCCCAUCACACAUCCCCAGUGAAGACGUGUUUGGAGUUUUACCGAGUCUGUUUUGCAUCAUUCCCGGACUUUGGCAGAAGUUCCAAACCGAUGGAGAACAUUUGCAUGGACUCAAAGGGACGCAUUGAGGACAAUUAUGGAAAACUGCAGGUCGACUUUGCCAACAAGGUGUUGGGCGGCGGCGUUCUGCAAACUGGCUGUGUUCAGGAGGAGAUACAAUUCGUGACGUGUCCGGAGCUGCUUCUCUCACGGCUUUUAAGCGAGCCCCUUCUGGACACUGAGGCGCUGUUCAUGAGCGGUGCCGGGCGGUACAGUCUUUCGGAGGGGUACGCUGGUGGCUUUCGCUUCGUCCGCGGGCAAUCACCACAUGUUGUGGUCUCGAGCGUUGAUGCCGGCAUUCCACGGGAAACAUGUGUGGAAUUUGCGUCAACGCCACUGCGUGAUAAGAAGGACGGAAGUGCCAUACUGAUGCCGAACUCCUGCGUGGUCGCUAUGGAUGCGGUGAAUUUUCAGAAUCGUGUGGGAAAACAGUACACCGCGUCGUCGUUGACGCGCGAAACGAGAAAGGCGUUUGUGGCGUUUAAGGGAGCCACCGAUAGUACCCUGCCGUCUGUUCACUCGGGUCCUGUGGCAACUGGCAACUGGGGGUGUGGCGCAUUCGGUGGGGAUCGCCAACUGAAAUUGAUGAUUCAAUGGUGUGCGGCCUCUGAGGCUCAGCGAUCGCUCAUCUACUCCACCUUUAACGACGAAAGCCUCUGCUGCCAGUUUAGGCCCGUCUAUGAAAAGCUCCAGCGCGAAAAGUGGAGCGUGGGCAACGUGUUCAUGGUGCUGCUUGCUUUUUCUCGUUAUUGCACCACAUCACCAACGCCGUCUGUUGGCGAGGGUAAGCUGUUUCAGUACAUCCUUUCCUUGCAGAGGUCGCUGUGUGAACUUUUGUAG